UGGGCCUCGCGGCUGCCCCCGCAACUGACGGCUGCCGAGCUCGGGGGGCGGCCCUGAUUCCUUGGUUUGGGAUCGGGCCUCCCGCCUCCAGCCUCUGCGGCGGUGUGCGUAGGGGGCCCACCCACUAUUUUCCACCCGCUGUUUUCCCGGGGGUCCUUGCAGAAGCCGCCGGACACGGGACUCCUCCCCCCGCUCUCCGUGGCCGCGGGUAGCCCCGCAGUGCCUGCCGCCGGCAGGGAGAAGUCGGUUCAGACCCUCCGUUCAGUAGCUGGAUGACCCUUGGCAGUUUCCUCAUCUACAGAGCGAGGCUCCUGACAGCAGCCUCCCUUCCAGGGCGGUGGGUUGCACAACUGAGGCAACUUGUGUAAAGGACCCAGCAUAGUGUCUGGCGUGGAAGAGCAGCUCCCACCCAGGCCAGAAGGAGGUGGGGGCCCGGCAGCCUUUGGUGAUUCUUUUGGGCUGGGGUGGCUGUACCGACAAGAAUCUUGCCAAGUACAGCGCCAUCUACCGCAAGAGGGGCUGCAUCGUCAUCCGAUACACAGCCCCGUGGCACAUGGUCUUCUUCUCCGAGUCCCUGGGCAUCCCUUCACUUCGUGUUUUGGCCCAGAAGCUACUUGAGCUGCUCUUUGAUCACGAGGUGGAGAAGGAGCCCCUGCUCUUCCAUGUCUUCAGCAAUGCGGGGGUCAUGCUGUACCGGUACGUGCUGGAGCUGCUGCAGACCCACCGGCGCUUCUGUCGCCUGCGCGUCGUGGGCACCAUCUUUGACAGCGGGCCCGGCGACAGCAACCUGGUGGGGGCCCUGCGGGCGCUGGCCACUGUCCUGGAGCGCCGGCCUGCCGCGCUGCGCCUGCUGCUCCUGGUGGCCUUCGCCCUGGUGGCAGUCCUGUUCCACGGCCUGCUUGCGCCCCUCACGGCCCUCUUCCACACCCACUUCUAUGACCGGCUGCUCGACGCAGCCUCUCGCUGGCCCGAGCUCUACCUCUACUCGAGGGCCGACGAGGUGGUGCUGGCUAGGGACGUGGAGCGCAUGGUGGAGGCCCGCCUGGCACACCGGGUCCUGGUGCGCUCAGUGGACUUCGUGUCAUCUGCACAUGUCAGCCACCUCCGCGACUACCCCACUUACUACACGAGCCUCUGCGUCAACUUCAUGCGCAGCUGCGUCCACUGCUGAGUCCCCUGCCCCACCCACCCACCCCGCCUCUGUUCCAGAAAUAAAUGCCCAACACCUCCCGCAAACUGUAUCCAUGGGUGGGGUCCUCUUUUGCUUCAACUCCCCUGUAGCCCUUGGGGACUGUCGUCCCGCAAGUAGAGUAUUCCCACUGAAGCUCUGCCGCGGGGACUGGUUGUCCCGGCAUCCCAGGGCGGGAGCACCUGGACGGGUUAACGUAGGAGUCUCGCAGUGGCUGCGUGUAGGCAGGUGCGCGGCAGGCUGCUGGUUCCUGUGGCUCCAGGCUCUGUAGGGUCAACCAAGUGGGGACAGUGGGGUUGAUGAGCCUCGGGGUUGGUCUCUAGCUUCUUGGAAGGACGGUGAGCUCUGAGGGGGGGUGCCAGACAAUAGGGUCAGGCUGGUGCGGGGCGCUGCUUCUGCCCUGAAGCCCCAGGAGAGCAAGGCCCUGCAGCAUGAAGCAGCUCCGCACAGACCCCACUUAGUAGUUCACAUGGAGAUGAUGCUCUCUCCUCCCUGCCGGAGAGUCUGAGGUAGGAGUCAGAUGCGAAGCUGAGGAUGCAGAGGAGGCAGGCCUGCCUGCCCCCCCAUGCUUUGCCAGGAAGCCACUGGUCCAGGAAAGCUGCAGGAUGUUUCACAGGCAGGUAGGAAGCCCUCAGUGCCAGGAGGAGCUGGGGCGAGCUAAGUGAGUAGCCCCGAAGACCAGAACCGGGGCCAGGAGCCAUUUGGCUAAAACAAUGAACUCCCAUCUCCUCGAGAGACCCACUUGGAUCAUCUCCAGGCAGGAGGGGUGGCUUCUGGGGUUCUCCAUCGUUGCUCGGGCUGUCAGUCCCUGCUGCACAAUGCUGGUGCGCAGUAGGUAAUCGAGGUCUGCUGACUGAGCUUACUGUGGCAUUCGGGGACUUGGCGGGGCGGGGACGGGCUUUGGAAGUUUGGCAGGCAGUGAGGGAGCUGACCCUUAUGUUCUCCGUUCUCCGGGCUGACGCACCCUUUACCUCCAGAGCCAAGCUCGGUGUGCAUCUUGUCAGGCCUCUGGGCCCUCGGGGCCCCGCUGCCACUGAUCCCCAAGCUGUGUGGCUGCAUUCCUAGCCAUGGCCAACAGGUGGCAGUGCUGCCUGGGCCAUGAGACCAGGCCUCAGGAUCCCGUAGCAGGGUGGGCUUCACCACCUGGCUCAGGGUUAAGUCCCCUCUUAGAGAGCAUGUGCCCCCCCGGGGGGGGGGAGUAACCAGCCAUCGGGACCUACAGAGCCCACGGCAAGGCGAGGGGAGAGUCGAGACCUGAGGGGAGCCAGCCCACUGGGAACUGGGCAUUACUUACUUACCUUCCAAAACCUUAACCCCACGGGGCUGCUCUGCUGUGACAGGUCAUGGACAUUCCCUAGAAUCUUAGGCCCCAGGAUUGUUGUAUUCAGGAUGUUUGGUACCAUCAGGCUGGGCCCGGGGCCAUGCAGGGCCUUUGCUGGGCUCCAAGCAGGGUGACUUGUCACCUGGGUGCUGGAGGCUAGAGCUGCCAACUGGACCCUGCUCUGUAGAAUGUACCACAGGCACCCCAGAUGUCGGGGUGUCUAAGGUGGGGGGUCCUGGGAAGAUGGAGUUUGGGCCUGGGGUGUGAGAAUGUGUAAAGGACAGGACUCAACCUGCAGCUUUGAGCACCCACUCAGGAUGCAGAUGACUCACUGGCAGCGGGCAGCCUCAGGGAUGACAGUUUGAUAAGGUGCCAUCUCCAGUGCUGGCUGCCCAGCUUCUGUUCCCGACGGGAGUCCAACUGGACAACUGGGGGUUCCUACCAUAGCCAGCUGAGGAUCUAGGCAGUAGCUCUACUGGAGUGUUGGUUGGUCACUAGCAAGAAAGCCUUGGGGGCUGAGAUGCUCGUUUUGGUCCGUGGCUCGUUUGAGGGGACUAGCAGGGUCUAGAGGCUUGGGGUUUGUGUCUGCCCAGCUCAUAGCUGCUGCUGCUCUAGAUUGGGGCAUAGAGCUAUGUACCCCCAAGCUCUGACCUCUUCUGUGAUUAAUGAGCUGACGAUUCUGCAUCGAUAAGGAAUUAACCUGGAGCCCCUACCCAUCAAUAGUCAGGAGUCCAGGUCCCCGGCCCCACCCCCACUCCUGACAGAGUGCUCCAGGGCCCCCCUGAACUGACCAACCCCACACU
This is a messenger RNA of Nyctereutes procyonoides (raccoon dog), 3313 nucleotides long. RefSeq names its product transmembrane protein 53 (gene TMEM53). The record is from RefSeq and is a predicted model, not a curated record. Lineage: Eukaryota; Metazoa; Chordata; Mammalia; Carnivora; Canidae. Bases 554 to 1171 code for a protein of 205 amino acids. The transcript is spliced from 3 exons.